Beta vulgaris subsp. vulgaris (sugar beet) is the source of this 633-nucleotide messenger RNA. RefSeq lists its product as uncharacterized. Gene Ontology annotation, molecular function: cysteine-type peptidase activity. The record is from RefSeq and is a predicted model, not a curated record. Gene Ontology annotation, biological process: proteolysis. NCBI's taxonomy places the organism in Eukaryota, Viridiplantae, Streptophyta, Magnoliopsida, Caryophyllales, Amaranthaceae. The transcript has 3 exons. Bases 301 to 633 code for a protein of 110 amino acids.
UAUUAGGUUACACCGACACCUAAAAAACAAAAAGGGAUUUCGGGGGAGGCUGUUAGAUCUUCUAGCCAGUUGCAUUCAUCAGCCGGUUCGGCUUCUCAGUUUAGUCCAGUUAUCGACGAUCGAUCGUUCUUGGACUCCCUUACUGAGGAAUGCAGGGAGUUAGCAGAUACGCUUGCCCUUGCCGUCGCAGACGAUGAUGCUGUUGGUGUUACCUUGCCGAGAUCCUUGUUCCAUUAUUUGACAGAUGAUGGCACCGCUUUUCUGACCAAGGAGGAUAUUGAUCAGUUUUUGAGAGGAGAAAUGAUUAAUAUUUCUAUUAUCCAAGUGUACAUGAGGGCUACGCAGUCGGACUUGGAUGGAUUUGGGGAUUCUAUUGGACGUGUUUGUUGGAUGUGUCCGCAAAGCACCGUUAUGGAGUCGCAUUCAUCAUCGGAGGAGGUAACAAAGUACAUUCUGCAUGCUAUGGUUGGAUGCGUCGAUGUAAAUGCUAGUAUCAUGUUCGCGCCAAUCUUUCAAGACCAACAUUGGAUGCUCCUUGUCAUAUGUCCCUUGCCUGGGAUAGUUGAUAUCUUCGAUUCUGCCAGCUAUCACAAACAGCGGAAGUUAAAGCUUAAAUUGCCUAUGAUAGCGUAA